AUGGACUGCUAUGUCCCGAACAACCCGCAGUUCGGCGGGUGCUGCCAUUCGCUGUGUUGCGAUCCGCUGCAGCCCUGCUCCUGUGAUCAGAUCCGGGAGCUUUCGGAACAGUGUUGUCAGCAGGAGAAUGAGAAUUGUUGUCCAGAAAAUGGUGAAGAGUUGAAUGCGCUGAGCGAAUCGAUCGCUCCGUGCGACGUCAAUCUUGGUGAUGUGAACGAGCAAAGCUGGACAGGGGAGGAGAUGGGAUCCUUCUCCCUACCUUCAUUGGAGCUGGACCCACUACCAUCGCUGUUCCCAUUCUCACCAUGCUCUGGGUACAACAGGAACACGGGAGGGGAGUGUCGGGAGAGAACAGGGGGGGAGGCGGCAGACGUCCUCCUCUCUUUGAAGCAUGCCGUUGUACAUAGCGACUGCGCGGAGGGCCACCCACAGAUGAUGGUAAACAGCGGAAGUGGGUAUCCAUACUACGAGCAUUAUGCAGCGACGCCCAUCUUUCCUACAGCCACUAUGAGCGUCAAUGUGUCUAUGAACAUGACCAUGCAUGGUUGCCAGCCAGAUCAGCUUUGCUCACAGGUACAAUGGAAUCAGAAUGCAGCGACACCAUCUGUCAACGUGGUCUACCCACCCCCACAGAACAUACCCACAUCCUAUCCAUCAGCCACGUACUCCUUCACAGCCGACUUCCGGCCUCCUAACCAGUCAGAUCCUCUAAUUACCGCAUCAUCCACAUUCAAACCCGUCCUCCAAAACACACAGAAGACCCCCAACUACAUCUUCCAGCAGAAACCCAACUUUCAGAAGAUGGGAUCCAUGCUUAAAAGAUCCCCCACCAAGAUAUACCAAGAAGGCCAAAAGGAGAGUGGGUAUUUGGUCAAUCAGAAUCAAAUGCAUCCCCAAGAAUAUGGAUACAGUCCUUGUAUCAACUCAGGGAAAGUUCAAGUCGGUGCGCUCAGCGGUUCAGAUGAAGAUGAACAGAAGCCAAACCUAUGUCGUAUAUGUGGCAAGACAUAUGCACGGCCUAGUACAUUGAAGACACAUCUGCGUACGCACUCGGGAGAGCGGCCGUACAGAUGUGCGGAUUGCAAUAAGAGUUUUUCGCAAGCAGCCAACUUGACGGCCCAUGUGAGGACGCAUACUGGCCAAAAACCAUUUAGGUGUCCAAUUUGUGAUCGGAGAUUUAGUCAGAGUUCCAGUGUCACUACACACAUGAGAACACAUUCAGGGGAAAGGCCCUAUCAAUGCCGCUCAUGUAAAAAGGCGUUCUCCGACAGCUCCACGCUGACCAAACAUCUUCGAAUCCAUUCUGGCGAAAAGCCAUACCAGUGCAAGUUGUGUUUACUUAGGUUUUCUCAAUCUGGAAAUUUAAAUAGGCACAUGCGGGUACAUGGAAACAUGUCGGGAGGGAUGCUCGGCUGA
Messenger RNA from Pieris macdunnoughi, 1416 nucleotides. NCBI's taxonomy places the organism in Eukaryota, Metazoa, Arthropoda, Insecta, Lepidoptera, Pieridae. The record is from the annotation of a GenBank genome assembly.